AUGGAUGAAAUGGAAAGUAGCAACAUGCGUAUUGUGCGACAAGAAAGUCCCUGUUCGACUGAAGUCGAAGAUCUACAGGAUGGCUGUGCGUCCUGUUGCCCUUUACGGAUGCGAGUGCUGGCUGACAAGGAAAGCCUUGGAAAGAGUGUUCCUAUGGAGAUGCGGAUGUUGAGGUGGACGAUGGGUGUAACGCUAAAAGACAAAGUAUCUAACGACACUGUACGCUCCAUCUUCAGCUUCGUCCCGACAACUAAAAAUAUGAAGGAGGCGCGACAGAGAUGGCUUGGUCACGUCUUGCGGCAAGAAGAAAUUCCUGUUGCCAAAACCGCUCUGAAGCUCGACGUUUUAGGCAUGAGGCCGCGCAGGAGACCAAGGAUUCGCUGGUUGGACUGUGUGAAGCUGGAUAUGAUAGAUGCGCGUCUGUGUACGGCUGCAAUGGAUAGAACCAAAUGGAAGACAAGAAGCAGAAAGGCGGACCCUGCAACAACGCGGGACAAACGGUAA
Messenger RNA from Necator americanus (New World hookworm), 504 nucleotides. RefSeq lists its product as uncharacterized. The record is from RefSeq and is a predicted model, not a curated record. Lineage: Eukaryota; Metazoa; Nematoda; Chromadorea; Rhabditida; Ancylostomatidae. The coding region runs from base 1 to 504 and encodes 167 amino acids. The transcript has a single exon.